UUUUAAUAUUUUCUGAGAAAAUGGAACAGGCAGAAGAAAUUUUAGAGCACAGUUCUGAAAGAAAGAGAGGAUAUAGGGUUGAUAGGAGUAAUGUCUGGAAGCCAACCAUGAAGAAUGAAAUGCUCCUCCUUCCUUUCCAUAAUGUUUCAGAUACUGUUAAGGAGUUUAGUAAGGAAGAAAUGAAGGAGAUGAGGCAGAAAGACACUUGUAUAUUGAGGUUUGAGUCUGGAGUUCAGGAGUUCUAUGCUUCUGAUAAGGAUGUAUUUAAAGUUAAUGAUGUGUUGUAUUGUAAAACUAGCAAAGAUUAUCACUUAAUUUCUGAUAUAAGGGAAGUGUCUGGCUUGGAGGACUCGAAAGAGAUUUGUCUUAGGUCAUGAGAGAAUGAUGAUUACCAGACUAUUGUUAUUUCUGAUUCUCAAAUUCCUGAGUUCUCCAAGUUAAUCAGCCUAAAAUGAGUGAUACAGACAGCUAGUCUGACGAAAAUCAUUGAAGUUCCUCACCAAGUUGGGGUCUCUUUUAAUUACACAUUGGAUAGAGUCCUCGAAAACGAGAAGAUUGUCUAUGAAAGUUAUAGAAUAACUUGCAAUGGAGAGGUGAUUCAUAAAUCUGCUACAGUUCUAAAGUAUCCCUUUAUCAAGGAUGGAUCAUUCAUCGUCCUCUCUUUAAUACAUAGUCCUAUUUACGUCUUCAGGAGAUUUGUGAAGAUAAAAUCAAAUCCACUGCGAGAAAUUUCGGACAGGAAGCAUGGUUUAGUAAUAAUUCCGACCGAAGACAUCAUCUUUGUAGGAUUUAGUAUGCACAAGACCUCUGGUGGGUCAUCUUAUAAGUUCUCCUACCAAGUCAUGACUGAUGGAGAAGUUCGUUCUGAAGGAGAAGCCACUGCUGGUGAAGGAAAGGACUGGCAUGACGAAUACUUCUCUAGAUGUAAACUUCCUCGAGAAAUCAGAGUGAAAGCUAAGACCAAAAUAUAUCUUAAGUGUGAGAUAAAAACAAAUUCUGGAAGAAGAUCAAGAUUUACCUUCUAUUGUGGUGUUGGAGGUAACAAGUAUAGCAAGCAAGAGAAUGAUAACAUGGGAAUAUUCGAGUUUGAAGAUUAUACUACUCUUGAGGAUAGGGCUAGAACUGGGGUUAAGUAUGGCAUGUUCGGAGAGAUCCUGUAUAAGCUGCUCUAA
This is a messenger RNA of Moneuplotes crassus, 1172 nucleotides long. The record is from the annotation of a GenBank genome assembly. NCBI's taxonomy places the organism in Eukaryota, Ciliophora, Spirotrichea, Euplotida, Euplotidae.